This is a messenger RNA of Caenorhabditis elegans, 597 nucleotides long. RefSeq names its product Thioredoxin domain-containing protein (gene F29B9.5). The transcript is spliced from 4 exons. The record is from RefSeq and is marked reviewed. Gene Ontology annotation, biological process: photoreceptor cell maintenance; sensory perception; cell redox homeostasis. NCBI's taxonomy places the organism in Eukaryota, Metazoa, Nematoda, Chromadorea, Rhabditida, Rhabditidae. Bases 45 to 500 code for a protein of 151 amino acids.
UUUUGCAACUCAACCAUGAACUGUUCAUGUCAGAUUCUCCAACAAUGUCCGAAUUCAUGAAAGGUGUGAUGCUUCUGAAGCAAGACUUGACUGAAGUUCCUGCCGAAGAAGCUCUGAAGGGCAAGGUUGUUGCUCUUUAUUUUUCCGCGGGAUGGUGUCCACCGUGUAAGCAGUUCACUCCGAAGCUAGUUCGCUUCUACCAUCAUCUGAAGAAGGCUGGAAAGCCCAUCGAAGUGGUUUUCUUCUCUCGUGAUAGAUCAAAGGCUGAUCUUGAAGAGAACUUCACCGAGAAGCACGGCGAUUGGCUCUGCGUCAAGUAUGGAGACGACAUUUUGACACGAUAUCAAUCAAAGUUCGAGAUCAAGACGAUCCCAGUGCUCCGAGUGAUCAACGCAGCCGGCAAGAUGGUCGUUGUGGAUGGGAAGUCGGAGGUCGUCGACAAGGGAAAAGCCGACCCACAGGGACUCUUCGCUGCGUGGGAGGCAGCAUGCAACAAGUGAAAAUGUAUAUAAUUAUUUUCCAUUUAUUUAAACAUUUAUCUAGUAAUUUUUUAAAUAGAUUUUUCCUACUAAUAAAUAAUUAAUUAUCACGUAAAUA